Elgaria multicarinata webbii is the source of this 2442-nucleotide messenger RNA. It is a transcript of the gene CORO2B, whose product is annotated as coronin 2B. The record is from RefSeq and is a predicted model, not a curated record. The transcript has 12 exons. Gene Ontology annotation, molecular function: actin filament binding. Lineage: Eukaryota; Metazoa; Chordata; Lepidosauria; Squamata; Anguidae. Bases 42 to 1490 code for a protein of 482 amino acids.
CUGCCCGCCCGCCCGCUCACUUCUCCGGGGGAACUUUCUGCAUGACUGUCUCUAAGAUGUCAUGGCGGCCGCAGUAUCGCAGCUCCAAAUUUCGAAACGUCUACGGCAAAGUGGCCAACCGAGAGCACUGCUUUGACGGGAUUCCAAUCACCAAGAACGUCCAUGACAACCACUUCUGUGCAGUCAAUACCAAAUUCCUCGCCGUAGUAACAGAAAGUUCCGGUGGGGGCUCCUUCCUUGUCAUUCCCCUGGAACAAACCGGCCGGAUUGAACCGAACUACCCCAAGGUUUGUGGCCACCAAGGCAACGUGCUGGAUAUUAAGUGGAACCCUUUCAUUGAGAACAUCAUUGCAUCCUGCUCAGAGGACACCUCAGUGCGGGUAUGGGAGAUCCCAGAAGGAGGCUUGAAGCGCCACAUGGCGGAGGCCGUCCUGGAGCUCUACGGACACAGCCGGCGUGUCGGCCUCGUGGAGUGGCAUCCGACCACCACCAACAUCCUGUUCAGUGCCGGAUAUGACUACAAGGUUCUCAUCUGGAAUCUGGACAUCGGUGAGCCGGUGAAAAUGAUUGACUGCCACUCCGACGUCAUCCUUUGCAUGUCCUUCAACACAGAUGGUAGUUUGCUCUCCACCACUUGCAAAGACAAGAAGCUCCGUGUCAUCGAGCCACGUUCUGGCAAAGUCCUCCAGGAGGCGAACUGCAAGAACCAUCGCGUGAACCGGGUUGUCUACUUGGGGAACAUGAAGCGUCUUCUAACGACGGGCGUCUCACGAUGGAACACGCGGCAGAUCGCCCUCUGGGAUCAGGAAGAUCUCUCCAUGCCCUUAAUAGAGGAGGAGAUUGACGGGCUGUCGGGACUCCUGUUCCCCUUCUAUGACGCAGACACACACAUGCUGUACUUGGCUGGCAAGGGAGAUGGGAAUAUCCGAUACUAUGAAAUCAAUACAGAGAAGCCAUACCUCACUUACCUCAUGGAGUUCCGCUCCCCAGCCCCACAGAAAGGCCUUGGAGUGAUGCCAAAGCACGGCCUGGACGUGGCUGCGUGUGAAGUGUUCCGGUUCUACAAGCUCGUUACUUUGAAAGGGCUAAUUGAGCCGAUUUCCAUGAUUGUGCCAAGGAGGUCAGAAACAUACCAAGAGGAUAUUUACCCAAUGACUCCAGGAACGGAACCUGCCCUCACACCGGACGAAUGGCUAAGUGGAAUGAAUAGAGAUCCCAUAUUGAUGUCUUUAAAGGAAGGCUACAAGAAAGCAUCCAAAGUAGUUUUUAAGGCACCCAUAAGAGAGAAAAAGAGCGUUGUUGUGAAUGGGAUAGACCUCUUGGAAAAUGUUCCCCCCAGAACAGAGAAUGAGCUCCUCCGAAUGUUCUUUCGGCAACAGGACGAGAUCCGGCGGUUGAAGGGUGAGCUUUCGCAGAAGGACAUCAAAAUCCGACAGCUACAACUGGAACUGAAAAAUUUGCGCAAUAGCCCGAAGAACAAUGAACUCUAGAGGACGUUUUCUAAACAAACUCUUCGUUUAUAGCCACUCUUUAAUUUACUGUAUCCACUUAACACAUGAUAUGAGCCAGAGACCCCAUGCCAAUACUUGGGUUCACCUGCUAACUGGAAGUAUGUUCUUCUGUGGUCGUUACCUAGCACUAAAAGACGUUAUCUGUAUGAUGUAACUGAGAACUACUGCAUGAAAAGAACAAGGGAUUCAUGUAUAUCCCAGGUUUCUCUUGGAGUAAGUAGAAGAGUACAUUUGUUUCUCAAUGCCGCAAAGUUAUGGAAUUAACCAAAGGGCGCCACAGUUUUUCGUUUCGACCUUGAUCAUUCAGGGAACAAAAGAGGAAAAUCUGCCUGCCCUUGCUGAAAGCAACUGAAUUUAUAGCGAUUAAUAUUCUUUUUCCUAUGCAAAGUGUGACUGACAAUGCGCACUGGGUACAGAACUGGAAUUCAGGUCCACAAAACUGGAAGGUACAAGGUCUAAACAUGACUUCACCCCCUUUUCCUGUGACAUGCCCAGGAGAGUGUGCUGCACCAGCCAAGCGGUGAGCCCCAGCGUCCCACCCAUGCCAGGGGACACUUCACUGCUUUCCCAGUGCUCCUCAAUGGACUGGCAUUGAAGGGGGCAGAUAGCCUGCUUGUUACCAAGGCACAACUGACCAGGGAUUUCUCCAAUGAAAAAGGGUGGAGCUUUCACCAGAUCACGGAUACAGGCCGGCUCUGGCCCCUGGCUAUUAAUCCCAACUCUUAAAAUAGAAAGGUUUGUCACUCUGCUCCCUCAAGUGGUUGUGAACACCCACACGAGGAUGCAAGGAUCUUGCAGACCAACUUAAUAGAAGACUUGAGUGGAAAUUGUAAGCCAUUUUGAAGGCCUUUGGGCAAAAAGGGGCCUAAAAGUAUUAAUGUAAUAAACAGUGUGGUCCCAUUGGAGAUACCAACUAGUUGUACCAAGAAAG